This is a messenger RNA of Mitosporidium daphniae, 2094 nucleotides long. RefSeq lists its product as uncharacterized. The transcript has a single exon. The record is from RefSeq and is a predicted model, not a curated record. NCBI's taxonomy places the organism in Eukaryota, Fungi, Microsporidia. The coding region runs from base 1 to 2094 and encodes 697 amino acids.
AUGUCCAUCAGACAUCCACUAAUCGAGCUGGGAAGCCACAAUUUACCGCUUUGCGCUGCCAAUCCAAAAGAAUUCAUAAACUCGAUCGCCAACACGUGUCAUGAUUGGAAUGCUAUCAAGCCAUCCCGAAGAAGGCCCCAUUUGGAUAUUCUUUCCACCAACUUUUCCCCCUUUGAUUUUCGGAUUUCCACGCCCUCCAAUUCGACUUUGCAAACUUGCUUUUGUAGUUUGGGCCUUUCCAUUAGCUGUGGCAAAAAGAGCCCCGGAAUUUUUCCGUGGCUAUCCAACAUUUCGCUGCUCAAGGAUUGCCCGCAAUUCUUCCCCCCAUCCUUGAAUAGUUCUGAGUGUGUCAAUCAGAAUUGGAUUCGGUAUACGAUAUCUGUUGUGCCGUCUUCGGUGUCCUCAAUCAUUAGCCCGUGUCCCCACAUUUACAGCGUCGUUGCGGAGGGAGACCCAUUUUUUAUUUUGAAAAACUGUUCGUUCGUUUGGAACGGAACUUGCUCUGCCAAUUUGAGCGCAAAAUUGAAGACCAACAUCGAGUUGGCCGCCGUUAAUGAUUCCAGGAGCUCGCUCCAAGUUAUCGCAUAUUCUGUUGUGCUUAUUUCUGAUGACCAGCUAGAGCCGCUUUGUGAGGAUCCCAUGUUGAUGCACGGAUCUGUGUCUUGGAUUGUCUUUUCUUCUCGGGAAAGUGGCCAACAAAUCUCCAACUCUUGUCCUUAUCAAGAAAAGCUCGAAAAAAUCCUGACCACCAAUCACUCGUUUUUGGGGAUGAUUGGCCUGGGCCACAAGCCGCUUCCAGAAAUUCCGGAAUGUCUUGAGGAUUUUUCGCACGCCGGCGUCCGAUUUACCCUUUAUUCUAACGAAAAUGAAAGCCACACGCGAUCUCUUGGUCGCAGGCUGGGCCUUGACUCGGAUUGGAAUUCAUGCAUCAAUCUACUGGAUGAGGUUGUUGAUGGUCGCUUUAAAGAGUGUCCCGCACAAAAUAUCGCACAUUGUGGAGCAGGUAGACCUCUCCCGGUCGGUAUUUCUUGCAUCAGAAACCAUUUGCGGUCUGUCGAUAACUUGCCCCUGUUGGUGUCUUUAUUUUCGUCUUCCACCGUCAAAGAGACAUCCCAAAUGCUGUCUAUUUACUGGGAAUACAACGAAAUCCCGAUGUUUUGGGGCUCUUCACUUUCGGGGUCCGAACUGCUGCUUCGAGACUCUGCAGCGUUGUCAAUUAUUGUGGAUCCUAUCCCUAGGAUGCGCAUAUCUAUGCUCAACGAACCGAGCCUCACCACAGCCAGCUCUUCAUUUAACCUAUCGAUUGUGAUCCAACGCAUCUAUUCGUUGUUGGCGCCCUCGUUGCUGAUGAAGUACAACAUGAAGCCAUACAUCAUCACUCAGAUGAUUCGAGAGGCUCGAUUGCUCCAGAUGCACUACGAGAUGUUCUUUUCCGUGUAUGCAAAGCUGCUAUUUGCGUUCUUUGUCAGUGGCGCCGUUUGCGAAAAUCAGCUUUCCAUCGCGACAUUCUGCUUUGGCGUAUUUCCUGCCCUUUCCAUCGUUUUGUUGUUCCUUAUCGACAUUGUACCUGGGGACACCGAUGUGAUGAAAAAACUUCCAAAAAGAGGCUGGACAACAAAUCUUGAAAGCUCGGAUUACAAUGAAUACGACCCGGAGCUUGAGAAUGUUCCGCACUAUUUUUGGUCCACAUUUAAGCUGCUCAAAUCGUGCGUCUCGCUCGUGGGGAUGCUGUGUUUCUGCCGGUGGAAAUAUUCGCAUGAUGUGGCGCUUUUGAACUGCUCCCUUUUUGCGGUCACGUGUCUUUGCACGCUAUUUGAAAUUGGCUCUCUCAAGCCGUUGGGGUCCAAAAUCUCUCAAAGCUUAAUUUUGACCUUGUCUGGCUGGAAUGCAGCGUUGUUUGUGAUUGUGCAUUUUGUUUUUGGCCUGCAGUUUUCCGUUAAUGUGGACAUCUUGUACAUCAUCCCGAUGUCGUUCAUUUGGUACUAUCUAGAUGAGGAUAUGAUACAUGCGCCGCGUAGGGAGCUUGAGAAGAAGCUUCAAAAGCUGAGAAAGUUGGAGUUUAACACACGGUUGGGCAUGCACUCUCCAAUAUAA